ACCAAACCAAACCACGGACACUGGGAACUUGCCUGGAACAGCCAUUCACUGCGCAGGGUGCCAAAAUGAGCUUUUACCACCAGAGCUGGAGGAUCUUACAGAUAUUCUUUGCAACAAUCACAGCGAUUCUCACACAAGAUUUGAGCAGUAAAGAGCUGACUGACAGUAAAAGCCCAGUGCCUUUUCCCGUCUUCUUGCCGGUCAACUACGAGCUGCGAGAUGCUGACUACUUCUUCCUAAAAGAGGCUGGGCAGGACUUCAUGAGGAACUCCAGCAUGCAGAGUCACACGCAGCCCUUUGUUAUCUUAAGAGCCAGCCGGCAGCCAGCUGUCAACGCCAGCUACAGCACUAUGUCCACGGAGAAGCUUGUGCCUCGAGAUCUGGUCCAGUCUGUGCAGCUUUUCAACGCUCCAGAGGUCUUUACCUUCAACUGGAAAAUCCAGGCCUUUGUGCUGACGCCUCGGGUUUUCUCAUCCAAGCCCAAAGUGCGGGUGCUCUUCUAUGUUGCGGGGAGGGACUGGGGCAGGGGGGAAGGAGCCAUGGAUGAGCUACCGUGUGUGACAGUGUAUGCUUUCUGGCAGACACAGGAGGUGAGGGGUUCCUGUGCCAUGGGAGGCGACAGAGGAACCUGCAUGGCUGAGCUGGCUCCCGCUCUUGGCUGGUUUGCUCCGGGGUCAGAGGGCACCAGCAGGGAGAGGCAGGACCCAACUACUGGGAACCCUGUGGAGCUGUACUACCAGGCGCAACCCAAAGUCAAUGGGAAGUGUAAUUCUGCGGAUGGAAGUCGUUUGGGCGGCUCGCAGCAGCAGCAGCAGCAGCAGGCAGCAGAGUAUGUUCCUGUCACGCCCAUGCAGAGGAUUGGCAGCGUGCGUCUCCUGCAGGUGCCUAAAGGAAUGGCGACGCUUUCUCGGCUCAAGCUCGGCAAUGCUAUUGUCAUACGGACGUCCUCCAAACCGCUGAAGAAGACUGAUAUCGCCACCUUCUACAUACUCAUGGCCAGCUCUGCUCAGCUGACUAACUUCACUCUCAGAGCGACGGUAAAGAAAGGUGUGACCUUUCGAACAGCGACACCCAGUAACUCUUUACUGUGGGACAUCACUCUGGAUAUGGGUGCAGAUGGAGCCAUCGCUGUCAUCUGUCAGAGGAAGGCUCCCAUACCUGGGAAAAGGCUCGACAGCAGCCUGCUGGAGGUGCUUCAGAUGGAUUUUGAGGUGGAGGAGCUGAGCAGUCCUCUCGACAGUCAGGUGAUCAUAUGGAGGCUUGAACUACCAUCGGUGUCCAGAAACGCUGCCAAGUCUGAAGGAGCCAUGAGGAUCUAUACCACUCAGAGAGACUUUGUUGGCCUGGCCCCUCUUGUAAUGGACACUGAGAUCCUGAAUACAGCCGUUCUGACUGGAAAGAAGGUGGUGAUGCCCGUGAGGACAGUAGCUGUGGAAGAAGACGGAGUGGUCACCGACGUGUCUGACUACACAGACUGUAGUUCCACAGAUGAAGAUGUGCUCAAGGUGUCGGACAGGUGCGACUAUGUUUUCGUGAAUGGCAAAGAGACGAAGGGCAAGGUGAAGUUGGUGGUGAACUUCACCUACAGCUACCUGAGUGCUCAGCUCGAACUGAGCGUGUGGAUGCCCCGACUCCCCCUUCAGGUCGAGGUGUCGGACACGGAGCUGAGCCAGAUCAAAAGCUGGAGGGUACCCAUACUAACAUCAAAAAGACCUGGCUGGAACAGCGGAGAAGACAGGAAGGGGAAGGGCUGCAUGCUCCAGUUUCAGCACGCCCUGGUGCGGGUGCUGACUCACUUCGUGGCCGAGCAGGCGGACCCUCGGGAUCCCAAGGCCUAUUUCCUGGGCUCGGAUUGGCAGGUGGACGUCACAAGGCUGGUUCGAUACUUCAUGAAGGUGGAGGACCCUCGAGUGGCGAAGCUGCAGGCAGGACGGGUGCUGUCAGGGCGAGACCUCGGGACCACCACCAUCCAGGUGUUUUCUCCACUGUCUGACGCAAUCUUGGCUAAGACAACUAUCACAGUCGUGGAUGACAAAGUGACCAUCACAGAGUUGGGGGUCCAGCUGGUGACGGGCCUCUCCAUGACUUUACAGCUCAGUACUGGAAGCAACAGGGCCAUCCUGGCUACCACGACCACACGUGAGAUUCUGCAGAGCCCCAAACAGGAAGCUUUGGUCAGCGCCUGGGUGCAGUUCAGUGACGGCAACCAGACGCCUCUUGACAUUUAUGAUCCUGCUUUCUACAGAGUGACUGUGACGUCUCUAGAUCAGGGGGUGGUGUCGGUGCAGGGCACUCCUCCCGUCGUGGUGGCGGAGGGUGAAGGCGAGGGAGUCCUGGUCAGAGUAGAGAUGUCCAUCUGCGAGUCCUGCCAGAAGUCCAAACGCAAAAGCACAGUGGCCGUGGGCAACGGCAGCCUCAAGGUCAAGUUCCAAGUGAACGGUCGGCGCCCAGGCGGCAACACCGGCAGCACCGACAGCAGCGCUAAGGACAACGGCAGCGACUACGGGAACGACGGGGAAGAGACGGACAGCGAGAGGAAGCAGAGAAAGCCGUCCCAGGAUCCUCCGCCGCGCAGCUCCCCCUCAGAUCGAGAGGAGAGCGCCAUGCAGAAGAUCACAACCACGAUCAAGUCUACAGAACGAACCUUCAUCACCAGCGGCAGCCUCGGAGGAGUGGGUAAGACCGGCAAUUCAGGAAACAGCGGCAGUCCUACCAGCGUGGUGAACAUCAGCAUGAUGAACAGCCCCAGUGACGGCAGCAAAGCAUACGGCUCAGACAACAUGAUAGUGGAGGAUAUGAGCAGCGUUAGCUUCACCAGCACUGUGAAGGCCCCCGGGAACCUGGUGAACUACAACAACUUCCCCACCAAGGUGGAGGCACCUGGGCAGGAGACGGCAGAGGUAGAAAUCGGCGGUGAAGAAAUGUUGGCCAACAGGCCGCUCACAGACUUGGAGAUCGGCAUGUACGCUCUGCUGGGCGUCUUUUGCCUGGCCAUCUUGGUUUUUCUGGUUAACUGCAUCUCGUAUGUUGUUAAGUUCAGGCACAAGAAGCCUCCCUCUCACGGCCAGGAGCCCACAGGGCACCGGCACGACUGGGUGUGGCUCGGCACGGACGCCGAGCUGGUGAUGAGCGUGCCGGGCAGCCCUGUCCAGCAAGACUCCCAGACCACAACCACCGUCAUAGACAUUGGGCCCGAUAAGACGUCCUCUCUGUCCAGAAGGCCCAGCUGCCUGGCUUCCGUCACAGACUCGCCCGUCAGCUGCGUGGGCUCCCUCAGGAGGAAACCUAUGCACACCGAGUCCCUCCACUCGCCCACCAGCAAGAGAAAGAGAGUCCAGUUCACCACCUUCUCCACUCUGGAGCGCCAGCAUUCGCCACAUCUCCCGCCCAGGGAGAACGGCCACGGCAUCCACUGGGUCGGGAAGGAGGACAGCUGUGAGGAGGAACCCCAAGUGCCCAUUACAGAGCCUAGGGACCAGUUAUAAUCCAGAACCUGAUCAGACCUCACAUGUACAGUAGAUGUGGCUUUGAUCACCUCAAUGCCUUUGUGAACUCCAAUAACUGUCUAGAAUAUGUGAUUUUGGAAUUGCCCUCCUCUACAUUUCAUUACCUAUCAAGGCCUUUUACAUGUACAUGUACUGUAUAUUAUUGUUAAUACUGGAGUGCGGAUGCGUGUUAGAUGAUUGACCAGAUGGACACACAAUGUUU
This is a messenger RNA of Sebastes umbrosus (honeycomb rockfish), 3708 nucleotides long. Its product is annotated as transmembrane protein 132D. The transcript is spliced from 9 exons. The coding region runs from base 66 to 3485 and encodes 1139 amino acids. The record is from RefSeq and is a predicted model, not a curated record. NCBI's taxonomy places the organism in Eukaryota, Metazoa, Chordata, Actinopteri, Perciformes, Sebastidae.